Messenger RNA from Salvelinus fontinalis (brook trout), 5361 nucleotides. Its product is annotated as transmembrane ascorbate-dependent reductase CYB561-like. The record is from RefSeq and is a predicted model, not a curated record. Gene Ontology annotation, molecular function: oxidoreductase activity. Gene Ontology annotation, cellular component: lysosomal membrane. Lineage: Eukaryota; Metazoa; Chordata; Actinopteri; Salmoniformes; Salmonidae. The transcript is spliced from 6 exons. Bases 433 to 1200 code for a protein of 255 amino acids.
UGAGUAGCCAAGGUAAUAGACCUUUGGACAUUUUCGUCAGUGCGGUGCCAGACAUCAUCCUCUCUGAAGGCUGUUUGUGCUCCUCCCUCCUCUACGUUUGAUGCUAAUUGAAGGGAGGGGGAGUGUAUAACGUAUUUCUCUGUCAACUCAACGUUUAGCUGCGCCACUGUUUCUGUCACGACCAGUAGACAGAUCCACCCACCCGCGACUUUUUUCUGGAGCGAGUAAGAUAAAGCUAAAGCUUAUUGUGAAAUAUUUAGUGGCAGGCCUAGGCUAUAGGACUUUAUGGUGUUUCUUUAGUAAUGAGGUUACUACGAAAAUUGUAGGCGUAUCUAAGAACCAGUCCAAAACACAAAAGGAACGGAACAAGGAUAUCCACUCAUUCUCAGACUUGCUGUGAAAGCAGGUUAUUUGAGGAUCAAACGACAGACCAUGGAAGAUAGCCCUCAGCGGGCCUUGCAAGGCCUGGGCUCCUUCCCGUGGUGUGUGGGGGGGGCUCAGGUUCUGGGCCUGGCCUGUGUGGUGAUCACGGGCGUGUGGAUGGGCAGCUAUCACGGAGGCUACGCCUGGGACGGUUCGGGACAGGAGUUUAAUGUACAUCCCCUCUGCAUGGUCCUGGGCCUGGUCUUUCUCUAUGGAGAUGCGAUCCUGGUGUACAGAGUAUUUAGGAAUGAAAGCAAACGCAACGUCAAGGUUCUCCAUGCUGUGCUCCACCUUCUCGCCCUCAUUAUCAGCGUAGUGGGUAUCGUGGCUGUGUUUGACUUCCAUAAUCAUAACAAGAUCCCCAACAUGUACUCCCUCCACAGCUGGUGUGGCAUGCUCACCUUUGUUCUCUUCUGUGUACAGUGGCUGAUGGGGCUUGGUUUCUUCCUCUUCCCUGGGACGUUAAUGGCGCUGCGGAGCUGGUACCUGCCACUACAUGUCUUCUUUGGCCUGGCCAUGCUCGCCAUGUCCCUAGCCACCUGCCUACUGGGCAUUUCAGAGAAAUUGUUCUUCAGUAUCCAACACACAUAUUCACAGUUUGUCCCAGAGGGGAUCCUUGGUAACAUGCUAGGACUGCUGCUAGUAGCAUUUGGGAUUCUGGUAGGCUACGUGGUGACACGGGAGGACUUCAGGAGACCCCCGCACCCAGAGGAGGAGGCCUUAUCUGUGCACUUUAAGACCCUGACUGAGGGGGGAGGGAGCCCCACCUCACCUUAAACCAGGAAACACUCUGGUCUGAAAAGCUACUGUGUGCUCAGGCUUUAAUAAAAAUAAAAAUAGCUGGUGUAUGAGAGCUGGGCUGGAACAAAAGCCUGCACACCCAGUAUCUCUCCAGGACCAGCUGGAGAUCUGGCUGAUAUGCUGUCUUUAUUUCAUGUCACAUCAAGAGCUGUUCUACACCCCCUUGUGGUGAAAUGGAGGUAUGACAGGACUGAUUUGACCAUUGUAUUUGAUUGCUGCCACAGAUUAGCCAUCACAAAAGUGCCAUAUUAGGGCUCUAUAAACUAAAAUAGCCUUUGCUAUAUGUUCAGUGAGGACAACGCCAUGUGUCAUGCCUUCAUCUAGGGCAGUAGGGUUAUACUUUGUUUAACAAGAAGUAACUUCCAGUAUUACAAACUCGACUUCCAAGCUUGUGAAGUAGUUGCAGUUCGUUGUGACAAAAUAUUGAAUUAAUCUGUUGGCAGUGUUUAAUUUAUGAUAAAGGACCAAAAGGAUGUGCAAAGUUGUGACUGAACGAUGCCUGGAUUUUUGGGGUUGAAUUACACUUAGGCACUCUUGAAGCAAUUUCUUCACCAUUCCUUAUGUUUGGCUGGGUUGAAUUUUCACCAUUGAUUCAGGGUUUCCCCAACAGUCUCCCCGGGCCCCCCCCCCCGGAAGUUUCAUACUUUAGUCUAACCCUAAAGCACACCUGACUCAAUUAGUCAAAGGAUUGAUGGCUACUUGAAUCAGGUGUGCCAAUUGAAACUUCUGGGGGUCUCUAGGAGAGAGUUGGGAAACCUGCUACCACCUAUCCAAUAGUUUCAGGGCCCAGUUUUUCAGAUCAGAUCUUGGCAAUUGGAUUAAAUCUUAGCAUUGGGUAUUUCAAAACAAAAUUACCCAAUCAAAUUCUCAAUCGAGGUUAAAUGUUUUUCAAGACUGAAAGUAAGUGAUUAGGAUACUCUGUAGAGCUUUGUGCUUGCAGGAUAGUGGGUUCGAUUCCCGGGACCACCCAUAUGUAAAAAAUGAAAUCAAAUGUAUGCGCGCAUAACUAAGUCGCUUUGGAUAAAAAGCAUCUGUAAAAUGGCAAAUUUUGAUCACACUUGAAGGAUGGAAGAUAUUUCAAGGUGGGGAGGUUUAAAUGUUAAUUGUGUUAAAUCGACUGCAGUAUAGGUAUGUGGUCAGUUAUAUUGAGAAGUGUCAAAUAAAUGCAUGUUCUUUUGUGAUAUGCAGACAUCACUUUUUAUCUUAGUUACUUUGUGUUUCACUAUGACAGUGUAGAAGUAGUCAUGACCUAUAGAGGGCAAGGUGUAGGCCUACUCAAAAUCCUGUGAUCUUACAGUUUUUCCCAAUUGCUAAAACACAAUUUUGCAAAAUACUUAACGAAGCACUGCAACCAAAACUACAUAUAGCAUUAUCAAAAUCAAAUGUUUGCAUGAAAUGGCACACCAUAUUACCAGACUUUUGUCUAACCAACUACAUACACUGUUGGGCAUAAUGAAAAGCACUCAUCUUUAGUAUGCUUUGCCACAAUACUAAAAUAGUUCAAAUUGUAGAAAAUUCUUCAGGUGCACAGAAAUACACACAUGCUGUUUUUUUUGUGUUUUUUUUCAUCAAACAAGUCAGUGCAACAUAUGCACAGCAGAUAUAUUUACAUUGGACUGAACAAAAAUAUGCUCACAAAACAGUAAACUGAAAAAGGAAAAUGCAGACAAGAAAAGACAAGAGGCAAGAAAAAUAAUUAGGCAGCAUCUUGCCACACAGCUGGGUCUGGCCACAACGCCUCGUCCACAUCACAGGCAAUAUCUUCCCUUGCCAGACAUUGAGGGAAGAAGCGCCUUGAGUGCCUUAUCCAUCCCUGAAUCGCACCCACAUCAAUCUCAUCACAUGCCUCUUCCAUAGCCUGCACAAGAGGUAUGCGCACAAAGGGCUGUGGGUCGUAUAUACCUUCCACCGCCAUGCCGAAAAUAACUAUUCUAUGGGGUUCAGAAAUGGUGAGUAUGGUGGGAGGUAUUGCACGAGAAAUGGUGGGUGGUCAGCAAACCAGUUUUGGACUGGGGCUGCACGAUGAAAGCUCACGUUGUCCCAUACUACAAGGUACCUGGUUCUUUGAUGGUCUGCAUCAUUCAUACGCUCUGGUGGUAUGAGAACGUUGUGGAGUCUGUCCAGAAAUGUGAGAAUAUGGGCUGUGUUGUAUGGUCCAAGGUUGGCAUGACGGUGGAGGACACCAUGCGUACUGGAGAUGGCAGCGCACAUUGUGAUGUUCCCACCACGUUGGCCAGGAACAUCUAUAAUGGCUCUGUGGCCAAUGACGUUUCUCCCCCUUCUGGUCUUUGCUAGGUUGAACCCAGCCUCAUCUAUAAAGAUGAACUUAUGUGGGAUUGCAUGAGCAUCCAUUUCCAGUACUCCCUAAGAACAAAAGCAGUCAAUAUGGUGUUAUCCAGUACACUGGGAAACAGUGUUGUGUGUAGUGUACUGCAGUCAAUAUUGUACUUACAUCCACAUAUGCUCGUCUGACCUCUUUGUUUCUUUGAGAGUUUCUCUCAAACGGCACCUUUAUAAAGUUGUUUCAUUCUGAUUUGGUUUCGCUUGAGAAUGCGAGCCAAUGUGGACAGACUGACUCGUUGAAUAUGGUGUUGUCUUGGAUGAUGUGGCUUUGAAUUUCUCGUAAUCUGAUUUCAUUAUUUUCCAAAACCAAGUUUACAAUGGCAGCUUCCUGUACCCCGGUGAACAUUUGGCCCUUUCCUCCACCAUGGUUGCUCUCUGUCCUUUUAGAAAAACAAAAAUAUAGGGGUUGGACAAUGCAGUCUAAAGAUAUUUCCCCCACAGUAGAGUAAAUUCUACAGGAAAUUUGUGCAGUUAGUGUAUGACAUCAGCCAUUCAUGAAGUAAACAGGUGUCACCCAACUGAUACACUAUGACAUGGGGUGUACUACAUAGUGUGAAAGAAAUGUUGGUUACAUACCUGUACUCCAGUCUAAAUGUCCGGAUGACACAGACGACAGUAAAACGGCUCAAGUUGGGCUGCAUUUUCUGUCCAGCCUCUCCCAUUGUCAGCCCAUGGUGGAUGACAUGAUCAACUAAGGUUGCUCUGAUUCCAGCCUCUCUCAUUGUCAGCCCAUGGUUGAUGACAUGAUCAACUAAGGUUGCUCUGAUUCCAGCCUCUCUCAUUGUCAGCCCAUGGUUGAUGACAUGAUCAACUAAGGUUGCUCUGAUUCCAGCCUCUCACAUUGUCAGCCCAUGGUUGAUGACAUGAUCAACUAAUGUUGCUCUGAUUCCAUUUGAAAGUUGUCUUCUUUGGCCAUGAACUCCUCUACCAGCUCUACCCCUACCUCUCACUCUUCCUCCCCCUCUCAUUCUCACCCUCCCUCUUCCUCUCUCUGCAAUGGCUUCCCAUUGUUGUUGUAAAACAAAAGGUGCUCACCUGUGGUCUUUUCAUAGUGCUUACUUCCUGAUUGAAGUGGUAACAAUUAACCAUUGAGGUGUUUGGCCAGGUGGCACAUGUAUUGGCCAAUUAGCUCAUGUAGUGUCAUUUUGAAUGGCAGUGUUUUAAAAUGGCAAACGUGACUAUGUCAGAUUGUGUCUUAUGCAGAGAACCGUGUGCAGUGCAUUUAAAAAGUGCCAUUUUGAAUUGCAAAAUGUGUGUAAAGCAGAAAAUGUGUUUAGACUUGAAGAGGUUCUGCUCUCUGUGUGUCAGUUUUAAUAAUUGUGCUUUGCAUGUCAUUUUAGUGUGUUAGCAAUUGGAAAAAACUGUAAUAUUGUAAAAAACAAACAGCUCAAUUGAUCUCUUGAUUUGCAAAAUAUGGGUUUACAGAAUCAUUUGUAUCUGGGCUAAGGGGUCGAUUUGGUAUUCAGUAAAGAUCUUUAUGCUUCUGUGGUGUUAAAUGUAAAAUGCUCAGAGCUAGUGUAAUAGAAGGGAGUUAUAGUAUUUGUGCCAAACUGGAUUUAAUUGUAUUUAACAGUCAAUGGUUUUGGUGUAUGAAUGUAUUGUAAUUUGCUUUGUUCAAAGCAUCUACUUGUCCUAAUAUUUAAUCAGUUUGAAGAAUAAUUUAACUAAGAUUACUUGAUUCAAUAUCGCUGCCUCUUUUCACUUAGAAACCUGUUCUAUACAAUAGGCACUGCUGACUGACAAUUAUUAAACCUAUAUUGCCUUCCUAUCACUUAUUAAAGAUGCAUGACUCAA